Molecule: messenger RNA, 2080 nt
Organism: Saccoglossus kowalevskii
Lineage: Eukaryota; Metazoa; Hemichordata; Enteropneusta; Harrimaniidae
Product: splicing factor, suppressor of white-apricot homolog
Biological process (GO): mRNA 5'-splice site recognition; RNA processing
Molecular function (GO): RNA binding
Source: RefSeq, a predicted model, not a curated record
CGCGAGACUUGGGCACGAAUACGGCUCAGAGUCAUGUUGAUGGAAAAAACCGAAAUGCUGCCAAUGUAAGUGACUCAUUACAAAUAUGGCUCUACACGGUAAGAAGAUAAAGACGAAAAGAGCACACUUUUUUGAUGUAAUACCUUCUGGAACUGCGAAAGCACGAGAAGAAGAAGUGGAUGAACUGUUUGUAUUCGGUUAUGCGGCUAAACUCUUCCGCGAUGACGAAAAAGCUUUGUAUAUUGAACGAGGAAAACACUUAAUUCCAUGGACAGGCGACGAAAGUUUAAUGAUAGACAGAUAUGAUGGACGAGGGUACCUCCAUGAUCUUUCAGACUAUGAUGUUGAUGCCUGGAAUGUAGAGCACCAGUUAUCUGAGGAAGAAUCUCGAAUUGAAACUCUCUGUGAUGAAGAGCGGUAUUUAGCGCUUCAUACCGAUUUACUUGAAGAGCAGCACAGACAAGAGGAAGAAUUAAAAAGAUUAAAUGAAGCUAUAGCGUCAUCAGAAAGUGAAUAUUCGGCAGUAGGUUUUAGUUACGAUGCGCUUCCUAGCUCAUCUUCAUCAAGUUAUGCUGUAGACACAUACGAUCCAACGCAACCUACAGACGACUAUGAAGAUGAAGCCAAUAAAGAAAAUCAAGAAAAAGAAAGUACAUCUGUUCCUGAUGAAGAACCAUUUGUUCCACCUAAUGGGUUAGAGAUUCCCCAAGAUGUGGAAGUGCCUGCCACUGCCAAGACGCAUGCUAUCAUUGCCAAGACUGCCCUAUUUGUCAGUAAAAAUGGCACACAAAUGGAGAUUAUACUCAAAACGAAGCAAGCUAAUAACUCACAGUUUGGAUUUCUAUCCUUUGAUCACUACUUGAAUCCAUAUUACAAAACUGUUUUAAAAUGUAUUAGAUCAGGGAAAUACACAUACAUCCCACAAGCGUCAGAAGAUAAAUCUGAUGAACUGGAUAAAGAAAAAGAUAAUCAUCGUAAAUCAAAAGAUGAUGAUGCUAGUACUGAAGAUGAAGAAAGUGAUGCAGAUGGUAGUGGUUAUUUACAUCCAAGUUUAUUGGGAUCUAAGAAAACUAAGUCACCAAAGAAAACUGAUGCACCGCCGUGGCCAAUUGGAACCCUAUAUCCACUACAUCCACUUACAGGCUUAGGAGAAGGGUCAUUAAUGGGUCCUUUUGGGCCAAUAAUACCACCUCCACCAAUGAUUACAAGUACAGCAAAUAACUCAGGGACCACACCAGCAAUCUUGGCACCACCUCUUCCACCAUUUCUACAUGUUGCACACGAUGGCAGCUGUGUUCCACCUCUGCCACCACCUGCUGAUCGAGUCACAGUGCCAACUUUCAGUCAAGCAUCAGCUGGGCUAACAGCGUUAACGGCAGCACCUCCACCACCACCACCUCCAGAUGAACCUGAUGACCUUUCUACAUCAAGCUCAUCAUCCAUUCCAGCCAUUGUUCCUCCUCCCCCUGAUGUACAACCAAUUAUAGACAAAAUGGCAAAGUACGUAGCUAAGAACGGAGCUGACUUUGAAGCAACUGUUCGUGCUAAGGCUGAUUCAAGAUUUGAAUUUUUACUUCCAUGGCAUAGUUACCAUGCUUAUUAUGAGUACAAAAAAAAACUUUUUAUUGGAGAUACUGAAUCGGAAAUACAGGGACAAAUAGACUUUGAAAAUAAGACAAAAAAAAUUCCAGGCCCGGUCAGUUUUUGUAUCAAACAAAAAGAACUGAAGAGCGUUUCCUAGAAACCAGGAGUGCUUACUUAGUGGAUGGGAGAGUAGUGGAUCUGAUGAAAAUGAUGAUGAACAGAAGAGGGCAAAACAUGACAAUAAUUUUCAAAACCCUGAAGCAAUACAUUUAGAAGAGAGACCAAAAAGACCGUCCCUCUCAGCUCAAGAGUUGGAAGCUAGACAAGCAAAACAUAGGCUCGAAGAUAAAUUAGCUGCUGCAGCCAGAGAGAAACUAGCACAAACAUCCCGAGAGCGACAGUUACAAUUAGAAAGAAAGAAAAAGGCUGCUAUGUUUAUAAGUAUGAUAAAACCUCCAGCAGUUGCAACAUCUACAGGGACUCCAGACAACACAGC